Cinara cedri is the source of this 634-nucleotide messenger RNA. NCBI's taxonomy places the organism in Eukaryota, Metazoa, Arthropoda, Insecta, Hemiptera, Aphididae. The record is from the annotation of a GenBank genome assembly.
AUGGAGCUAUUACCAGAAAACAACCAUGUCGACAAUGUAGUGAUUCAAGGACAUACAUUUGAAAAAGUGCAUCAAUUUACAUAUCUGGGGGCCUCUAUCAGUGGUAAUAAUGACUGGUCCAUCGAAUUAAAUCGCCGAAACAUCAAGGCAGAAAAGGCAUCAUUUUCGUUAACCAAAUACCUAAAAUCUAAACUGUUUUCUAGAAGAACCAAAGUACAUCUUUACAUGGCGAUAAUUAGACCAACGCUAAAAUAUGGGUGUGAGGUAUGGCCUUUAACAUUCAAAAUGGAACAAAAACUUAUNAUAUGACAACGACCUGAGGUGCUGGCGCAGAAGAACGAACAAAGAGACUCGAGAUUUGACAGGAGUACCAAGAAUAACCAACUUUGUAAAAACACAAAGAAUAAAAUGGUUUGGGCACGUGAUGAGAAGGUCAAACUCAGAUUACCUUAAGGCGGCGAUCGAAUGGAAACCCACAGGGAAGAGACCAAGAGGACGUCCAAAGAAGCGAUGGAUAGAUGGUAUAAAGCAGGACUUAGAGAAAUUAGGGAUAUCAAAUUGGGAAGACAAGGUACAAAAUCGAGAAGAGUGGAGGGAGGUGUCGGUGGCGGCAAAAACUCUUGAAGAGUUGUGA